Trichosurus vulpecula (common brushtail) is the source of this 1281-nucleotide messenger RNA. It is a transcript of the gene HTR4, whose product is annotated as 5-hydroxytryptamine receptor 4. The record is from RefSeq and is a predicted model, not a curated record. The transcript has 7 exons. NCBI's taxonomy places the organism in Eukaryota, Metazoa, Chordata, Mammalia, Diprotodontia, Phalangeridae. The coding region runs from base 1 to 1281 and encodes 426 amino acids. Gene Ontology annotation, biological process: chemical synaptic transmission; adenylate cyclase-activating adrenergic receptor signaling pathway; regulation of appetite. Gene Ontology annotation, molecular function: G protein-coupled serotonin receptor activity. Gene Ontology annotation, cellular component: plasma membrane.
AUGUCAGUGGUUGUAGUCAUGGUGAUGAUAAUGAUGGUAAUUGACCAAUGGUGUUCCGGGGAGGGUUUCAGGUAUGCAGAGAAGAUUGGGCUGCUCAUCUUUCUCUCCGCAGUCAUCCUAAUGGCCAUACUGGGGAACCUAUUGGUGAUGGUGGCUGUGUGCAGGGACAGACAACUCAGGAAAAUCAAAACAAAUUAUUUCAUUGUCUCCCUGGCCUUUGCGGAUUUGCUCGUUUCUGUGCUGGUCAUGCCCUUCGGUGCCAUUGAACUGGUCCAAGAUGUCUGGAUUUAUGGUGAGAUGUUUUGCCUGGUCCGAACAUCUCUAGAUGUUCUGCUCACCACAGCCUCAAUUUUCCACCUGUGCUGCAUUUCACUAGACAGGUACUAUGCCAUUUGCUGCCAGCCUUUGGUCUAUAGGAACAAGAUGACCCCACUACGCAUCACCCUGAUGCUUGGAGGCUGUUGGGUAAUCCCCAUGUUUAUUUCUUUCCUCCCCAUAAUGCAACGCUGGAAUAACAUUGGCAUAAUAGACUUGAUAGAGAAGAGACAGUUUGACCAGGACUCAAACUCCACCUACUGUAUCUUCAUGGUCAACAAGCCCUAUGCUAUCACAUGCUCUGUGGUGGCCUUCUAUAUCCCUUUUAUUCUGAUGGUCUUGGCCUACUACCGCAUCUACGUCACUGCCAAGGAGCAUGCCCGCCAGAUCCGGCUCCUGCAGAGGGCCGGAACUCCGGCGGAAGGUCGCCGAGAACCCCCGGAUCAACACAGCAGCCAUCAUCGCAUGAAGACAGAGACUAAGGCUGCCAAGACCCUGUGCAUCAUCAUGGGCUGUUUCUGCCUCUGCUGGGCCCCAUUCUUUGUCACCAACAUCAUUGACCCGUUUGUGGGCUAUAGUGUCCCUGCCCAGCUUUGGACCACGUUCCUCUGGCUCGGCUACAUUAACUCAGGCCUCAACCCUUUUCUCUACGCUUUCCUGAAUAAGGCAUUUCGUCGAGCUUUCCUUAUCAUCCUGUGCUGUGAUGAGGAACGUUAUCGGAGACCUUCUGUCCUGGGUCAGACAGUCCCCUGUUCUACCACUACUGUCAAUGGGUCCACACAUGUGCUAAGGAAGUGGAUACCAUUCUCUGUCCUGUAUGGAAAAGUCACACAACUUUUCAAAAAGCCCCAAAGGGAAGAGAGAGAGAGAGAACAUCAUCGCUCUAAUGAAACAAUGCAUCUGGCGGCCAGCCAUCCCCCAGAGUCAAUCAAGGUUUCCCACUGUUCUGAGAGGCACAGCCGAUGA